AUGUUAUCGACACCAGAUAUCGAUCCAUAUGCUGUCCUGGGUGUUCAGAAGGAUGCGACUCUCGCUGAGAUCAAGUCCGCUCACCGGAAACUGGUUCUCAAGUGCCACCCGGACAAGGUCAAGGAUGAGUCUCAACGCAGCAAAGCUCAAGAAGAGUUUCAGCAGGUACAGCAGGCCUACGAGCUUCUUUCCGACGAGACAAAGAGAACCAGGUACGAUCAAAAGGCUCGUCUGGCCGAACUCCGGCGCGAAAUGAUGGCGCGCGAAGGUUCCGCUGGCGGCUCAUAUCCAUAUUCUUCCCCGCGUGGUAGCGGUACCUCCCGGGAGUAUCGCGACGGGCGAUACUACGAAGAGAGAAAGCCGGCCGAUGCGGCCUUCUUUGAAGAAGAUUAUAGGUACUGCGAGGAGCCGCGCCCUAUGUCCCGCAAGUACGAUGAGUUCGAACGGCGACGACCACGAACGAAGACGACCGAGGAAAAGAAGAAGUCCAAGUCGGUUCCCCUCGAUCAUCUUCGCACGCCGAAAGAUACGGCUCGCGACAGCGUUAAAUCGACCCACACCAGUCGGGCCAAAUACCGUACCAAGGAACGGCGGCGGGAAGCUUACGAGAAACAUGAACGGGCGGGACCGUACUACGACUCCGAAGAUGACUCCGAAGCUUCGGAUUCCAGUGCAUCGUCCAUCUAUGUGAAAGUCAAGCGCCCUUCUGAGUCAAAAAGGAGUCGCGACUCAACCUCGAGAAAGACCAAAUCGACUGAUUCAAGCCGUCGCGCCGAGCGCGCACGGUACGAUGACGAUGGUGACUAUUCGGAUGCAUGGGACUCCAAGCACGAGAAAUUACACAUAACUGCGCAGGAUUAUAUUCUUCGCUCCAAAGCUGUUCCCGUGGAAAGCGAUCGGAGACGUCGGCCGUCUCGUUCCCCCGUCCGCCACCAUGGCUACGAGUCUGCGGACCCCGAGCCAUCGUCUCGGCGUCCCGGCCGCUCAAGCCGUUCGAGCCGGGAAGAUGUGCGCCCUUCAACAUCCCGCAACGGAUCCUACGAACAUCUGGAGUCUCAGUCCCGCAGCUACGAGACCAAGAGACCCAGUAUGCCAACGGCUGCCACUUCUCCGAGUAUCAAAGUAUCCUCUAGCACCGUCAGGCCGUCUCUUCAACCUUCGCGAUCUGCAUCGAGUGCGCAGUCUCAAUCUCGUUCGAGACGAGAGCCUACUAGUCGGGUAGAACAAGUUCUCCUGAACAUGGUUCGACCAUCGGUCAAGCCAAGGGGCGUGGAGAGAUAUGAUUCAGGCUAUUCGAGCCCUGGUACUCCAGAAAUGGCACCAGGGGAUAGCCCUACCAAGACCUCCACGCGGUACAAGAUCAAAGAGCAAGACACGGUUGUGGUCGAACCGGUCAUGCCGCCGCCGCCCACCAGCUCGUCGAGACACUCGAGAGCGUACUCACCGCCACGCGCAGAACGCCCUUCGACCUCGACUCGAUCCGCACCGAAACCGGUACGGAGUAGUACUACCUACGCCUACCCUCCUGAGCCGUCGUCUCGUCACGAGAGCACUCGUCCGAGUGCUUCUAGACAGUCAUCGACAAGACUCUUCGGCGAAGUCGAGUAUAGCACACACCCCAAGGAGAAGGACAUCAAGUAUGCCCGCGAAGUCCGACCGGAGCACGUCGUGUACAGCACCCGAGAUGCCUAUCCUCGUCAGCACUACGACGAAUAUCGUCAGCCCCCGGCGCCACGGCGCCAAUCCGCCUAUGCUUAA
Messenger RNA from Aspergillus viridinutans, 1758 nucleotides. Its product is annotated as J domain-containing protein. The coding region runs from base 1 to 1758 and encodes 585 amino acids. The record is from RefSeq and is a predicted model, not a curated record. NCBI's taxonomy places the organism in Eukaryota, Fungi, Ascomycota, Eurotiomycetes, Eurotiales, Aspergillaceae. The transcript has a single exon. Gene Ontology annotation, biological process: protein refolding. Gene Ontology annotation, cellular component: cytoplasm.